Messenger RNA from Notolabrus celidotus (New Zealand spotty), 4900 nucleotides. RefSeq names its product adenylate cyclase type 2-like. NCBI's taxonomy places the organism in Eukaryota, Metazoa, Chordata, Actinopteri, Labriformes, Labridae. Gene Ontology annotation, molecular function: adenylate cyclase activity. Gene Ontology annotation, cellular component: plasma membrane. The record is from RefSeq and is a predicted model, not a curated record. The transcript has 26 exons. Gene Ontology annotation, biological process: cAMP biosynthetic process; adenylate cyclase-activating G protein-coupled receptor signaling pathway; intracellular signal transduction. Bases 471 to 4265 code for a protein of 1264 amino acids.
CUGUUUGAAUAGCUGGACCAGGGCGCGCGUACUCGCCUUGCGCACGCCCCCGCACCGCACUCGCUGCCUCGCGCUUCAGAACCUCACUGACUCUCGUGCGCAGAGGAAAGAAAAGCCGACUUUUUGAGGACUUUUGGGGCACUUUUGAAACUCGUUCAUGGUCCAAAGAGUCUUCUUAGUGUUCUCUGAGAGAAGUUAGAGGAUGGCAGAGAAAGAAAGUUAAAGACGGAGGGGAAUUAAACCUGUCGCGUGUUCGAGCUGGCUGACGAGAAGAGAGGAGCGUUGAUAAACAAUGAGCACGACUCUUCUUCAACCCAGAAUGAAACAGAAUCCAUCAAAGGAGAUAUUGCUGUGGUUUAAGAUUCCACAUCAGCCAUCUUCAGGACCUUAAAGGAUCUGUGUGACCUCUGAAAGAGCCUGUCAUCUUUCCAUCAACAAAACAUUUGUACUUCACACUCAUACGAGUCACAAUGCCAGACCGGUCUCAGGGUCUUCAGGAGAAGGUGGAUCGUGGAGAAGGAACUUUCCAGUUGCCUUUAGUGCCGGACAUCAAGGUCAUCCCAAGUGACGUGGUGGGCAAAGGUGAUACCUUGGAGCUUGGAGACUUAGUUAAAACAACAGAUGGCGUGAAACAACAAAGUGGGGACGUUUUAAAACCAGGACUUGAUGCAUCCCAGGGUUCUGUAGAGGUGGGUGUGGCGAAAACAGUGCAAGCCCUUGAACCUCUGAAAGCCAAUUCUUUGUUACAGGGAGCAAGUGUGACUCCGCAUGAAGAUAACGGUGCCCCUGACUCUGAUUCUAACCGUGGACACGUUAACGCUGGAUUCAGCAGCGACCUCACUGAUGAAGAGUUAUCUGAGUUCAAUAGAAACACGCUUGAUAAGACAAACCACAUCUCUCCUCUGAAUUUCUCUGAGCCUGGAUUAGACGCCCAAGACAGCCCUGAGGGUGACAAAGACGAACCCAAAUCAGACUUGACUGAUAAACACAAAGGAGAGAACUCACAAAGCGACGAUUCGACGGACGUCUUCCAACCGAGGGACAGCAUCGACGUCAGGUGGGACGACGACGACGAGGACACUGGGAGCACUCGGUCGAGGCGGAGUGUGAAAGAAGGGGUGUGUUGCUGCUUUCAGGUGUUCCACAGAGGCUGCCUGCAAUGUGUGGAGGAGACCCCGGCCAUGCUGUCCGGACUGGUACUGUCCUUGGCGUUCUGCGUGGCCCUCAUAGUUCUCAUCCCCACCACAGUACGGCAUAUCGACGUCCACGUAGGAGCUCUGUCCAUCCUGUGCAUCGUUCUCUGUCUGAGUGCCAUCCUGCUCGUCUGCCUGCCCUGGCUGGCCACUGUGAGGCGCUGUGGAGGAGCCCUGGCCCUCUUCGUCUGGGGAACUCUGUACAUCACUGCCAUCGUCUUCAUCUUCACUGGAGGGCCCGUCACAGCGUGGGAACAGGUGGCGUUCUUCCUCUUCCUCUCUUUGAGUGUUUACACUGUGCUGCCUCUCUCCAUGGCCUGGGCCCUCAUGGUUGGGAUCGGUACCAGCGUUUCGCACGUAAUCAUCAUCAGUGUUUACGUCCCCGUCACGGAACCGGAGACACCAGAUCUGGCUGUGCAGCUGGUGGCGAACGCCGUGCUCUUCGUGUGUGUGAACUGUGUCGGGAUUUUCCACCUGUGGAUGACCGAGCAUGAUCUCCGGAAAUCCAAUCAGAAGAGAGAAGAGUUCAGCGCCAUUCGCUCGCAGAAGGAAGUCAGGAAAUACCAGCAGGAGCAGCUCCUCCUGUCCGUGUUGCCCCGCUACAUCGCCAUGGAGCUGAAGACGGAGGUGAUAAAGAGGCUUUCCAAGCCGACGGGGGAAGCGGGAAACGAAUCCAACUUCCACAACUUCCACAGCUUCUACAUACGGCAGCACAAAGACGUCAGCAUUCUGUAUGCAGAUAUCGUGGGCUUCACAAAGCUGGCGAGUACCUGCACACCAGAGGAGCUGGUCGCUGUGCUCAACAAGCUCUUUGGCAGAUUCGACGACAUCGCCAAGAAGAACGGGUGUCUUCGCAUUAAGAUCUUAGGUGACUGUUACUACUGUGUGUCGGGCCUACCUGACCCCAUCCCCACACAUGCAAGGAACUGUGUCCAGAUGGGUCUCGACAUGUGCACGGCCAUCAGUAAGCUGAGAGAGGCGACCGGGGUCGAGAUCAGCAUGCGUGUAGGCGUCCACACCGGCAACGUGCUCUGCGGCGUGAUUGGCUUGCAGAAGUGGCAGUAUGACGUGUGGUCACAUGACGUCACGCUGGCCAACCACAUGGAGUCUGGAGGAUUACCUGAACGAGUUCACAUCACAGAGGAGACGCUGCAGCACUUGAACGGAGCGUACCAAGUGGAGGAAGGGGACGGGGGGAGUCGGAAUCCUCUUCUCCAGGGAAGGAAAACCUACCUGGUGAUUGACCCCUACAAGCAACGCAGCAUUUCCAGGAGACCUAAAUCAGUUACCACUUUGGCGUCGGGGGAACCCAGGCAGCGAGCGUCGGUCCGGAUGUCUCAGUACCUGCAGUCCUGGAGGACCAUCCACCCCUUCGCGGACCUGAGUAACCCUGAAGCCACGCCCUCCAAGAAGAGGAAACUGCCGAGAAGCAUCACCAAUGUCAUGAACAGAUCGCAUCCGUCCUCUGCCAGAACAGCUCGCAACAGCAGUUCAUCCAGCCCCAGUUUGGCAGGAGAUACCAUUGUUGGAUCAUCACUGGACACGAUGGACUCAGCAGGGAGGAGACUAAAGAAGCUCAACUGUUGCACUCUGCUCUUCAACGACCUGAGCCUGGAGAAGAAGUUCCGCCUUUCAGAAGUCAGAGGUUUACACCAAUCCAUCAGCUGCAUUGCUUUGAUUUUCAUCACGCUCUUCACCGUUCAGAUGCUCGUCUCAAGGAAGAACUUUGAGUUGGCAGUGUCCUACGGUGUGACCUUCCCUGUGCUGGUGCUAAUUCUAUCCAUCGCCUUCACUGGAUACUUGGAGAAAUGGCGUUCAAAGAUGCCGAUGGGCGUUCAGUGGAUAUCGGGGCUGUCCCGUGGCGUCUCCACCAGGGCCGCGCUGCGGAUCUUUGUGGUCUGUCUCUGCGUGCUCAUAACGCUGCUGAUGGCCAUCCUUAACUAUUUUUUCCUCCCGGGAAAUGACUGUACAGCGAUCGUCAACAGGACCGAGCUGGAAGGACUGAAACUCUACACCGGGCCUUACUACCUGUACUGCUGCCUGCUGGCCAUGCUGGGAGUCAUCGUGUUCGUCAGGACGUGCAUUUCAGUGAAGGCCUUUCUGCUCACGCUGGCCGUGGUGGUUUACCUCGCCCUCUUCCUCCAUGUCUACGCCCCAAGGUCCUACUGCCUCAUCAACCUGCUUUACAACGACACCAAGCCCGGGGUCCUGAAAGACCCUCAGAUCAUGUCAGGAGUCUGGCUCGUCAUCUUUUACAUCGUCUGCCUCAUUCUGGCCCGACAGGACGAGCUGGGUUGCCGUGUGGACUUCCUCCUGGAGCGUUGUUUCAUGGCGGAGAGAGAGGAGAUGGAGACCAUGGAGAACGUCAACAAGCUCCUCCUGCAGAACGUGCUGCCGCUCCACGUCGCCUCCUUCUUCAUGGGCAAAACUAUUCGCAACCAGGACCUGUACAGUCAGUCGUAUGACUGCGUGUGUGUGAUGUUCGCCUCCGUGCCUCAGUUUAAAGAGUUUUACAGCGAGAGCAGUGCCAACAGAGACGGGCUGGAGUGUCUGCGCUUCCUCAACGAGAUCAUAUCGGACUUCGAUGAGCUUCUCUCCAAGCCCAAGUUCUGCACGGUGGAGAAGAUCAAAACGAUCGGCAGCACGUACAUGGCCGCCGCGGGGCUCAGACAGACGCCUGUUGGAGAUGAAACAAAGAAAGUGGAGAUGUCCUACAGUCAUGUUCGCUCCAUGGUGGAGUUUGCAAUUGCUCUCAUGGGGAAACUGGAGUUCAUCAACACGCACUCUUUCAACAACUUCAAGCUCAGGAUUGGAAUAAACCUCGGUCCGGUGAUCGCAGGAGUGAUCGGAGCUCACAAACCUCAGUACGACAUCUGGGGGAACUCUGUGAACGUGGCGAGCAGGAUGGACAGCACCGGAGUGUUGGACAAGAUACAGGUGACGGAGGAGACGUCUCAGAUGGUGGAGAGCGUGGGAUACGGCGUCACUCUCAGAGGAGUCGUCCACGUCAAGGGGAAAGGAGAUCUCAGAACGUACUUUGUCAACACGGAUCAGACGUCUCCUCAGUUCUGACCUCAGACUCAGACUCGUGUACAAACAUGAACUGUCAGUGUUUGUUUUGAUGAACCGGGUGCACCACGUGGCUCUGUCUCAACUGAGACUCAGUCAUUAGCAUUAUGUACAUUUGCACAGACUCCAUGCUGUUAUAGAGACUCAGCAAGGAGCUGCCUCUGUCUUUUGGAUGAGACACUAAAGAAGAUCCUGUGAUCCGGUUCAAUGAAGACGACUAAGUGAAAGUUAACUGUCCCUGUACUGUAACAGAUUGUGAAAAUACAAUCUUCUUUAUACUUUUCUUCAUUGAUACAGUCGAUAAAAUACACUGUGUGUUAUAAACUAAUUUAUUUAAAUGAUAAAAUCUGUUCCUUUGUAGGUGUACCAAAGAUUACACAUGUGGGUAGAUUAUGUUUUGCUGUUUAAUCAUGUGUUUUUGGUUUCAGUGAACAAAACAGCUGUUCUUUUUUUUCGUUAAAAAUGUCUUAAACCAAGAUAUGUUGAUAUGAAUGAAGCUCUGAGGUACUGAUUGGUCCUCUUCACUGGUCUCAGAGGGUUUCAAAACAAGACUAAUAAAUCAUGAUGUGAUUCACAGCCUGGAAAAGAGAAAGAAAAACCAGAUUGUGACAGAUUUGAAAGUCUUAUUUUUGCUUUCG